Molecule: messenger RNA, 825 nt
Organism: Melampsora larici-populina 98AG31
Lineage: Eukaryota; Fungi; Basidiomycota; Pucciniomycetes; Pucciniales; Melampsoraceae
Exons: 5
Coding region: 1-825 (274 amino acids)
Molecular function (GO): protein binding
Source: RefSeq, a predicted model, not a curated record
AUGUCAUCAAGUUGGUCAAACCUAUCAUCCCAAGACAAACAAGCAUUCUAUUCAAUCCUAGAUGAAUAUUUCACCUCAAGACCCCAUUUAUUCCCACAACCUCACAACAACCCCAACAGCACCACCACCAAUUCAAGUUCAAAUGCAUACAGUGCAGCAAGUUCAAUAGCAUCAACCCAUCCAGGUGUAGCAGCCUCAGCACUACGAGCCGCCGGAGUCCCAAAAAACGUAGCUAGCAGUAAUAACGUCUCAACGGUUUCUAAAUGGUCACAGAAUCCAAAAGUAGUAGCUGCUAGUAGUAAAGUUAGUCAAUUAGCUGGUAAAUGGAAUCCUAAUGGACAAUCUAAUUCAGAACAAGAUUCAACUUCUACGGAUCAUAUGACCAAUGAAUCUCAAGUUUCUAGUCAUACUUCUCGUAAACCUGGUACUUUACCUAAUGGAUUACAGUCUUCACAGAAAUUCAUGGGAGGUUUUGUUUCACAAGCAGAAAAAGAUGCAUUAAAGAGAAACCCUUCAGGUGUACUAGGUUCAUCCCAACCCCAAUCCCAAAAGAAACCAACAUUCGAUCCACCGCCGAUCCGAAAAACAGGUCCGAUUCCCAUUCCAACCCCAUCACUUAUCGAAACUGAACCACAAGAAGAAGAAGAUGAUCAAGAAUGGGUGGUAGCUCUUUAUGAUUUCGAAGGUAGUAGUGAUCAAGAUCUUUCAUUUAAAGUUCAUCAAGUCAUCAAAGUCACUGAGCAUAUUUCAGAUGAUUGGUGGAAUGGUCAAAUUGAUAAUGGUCCAAUCGGAAUGUUUCCAAAAACUUAUGUAAAACCUCUUUAG